Molecule: messenger RNA, 3286 nt
Organism: Daucus carota subsp. sativus
Lineage: Eukaryota; Viridiplantae; Streptophyta; Magnoliopsida; Apiales; Apiaceae
Product: probable inactive ATP-dependent zinc metalloprotease FTSHI 2, chloroplastic
Exons: 12
Coding region: 260-2890 (876 amino acids)
Biological process (GO): proteolysis
Cellular component (GO): chloroplast thylakoid
Molecular function (GO): ATP binding; ATP hydrolysis activity; metalloendopeptidase activity
Source: RefSeq, a predicted model, not a curated record
AUAUUAUCUUCCCUUUCUUAUAAAUUUAUUUUUUUGUCAGGAUAUAUUUUUGUUUUAAUUUGUAACACAUUGUUAUCUUCUUCUCAGCAGUUGUUUUAGCUGAGAGCAAAUUGGUGCCCUAAUUCGACGAAAUUCAUCUCCAAAUCAUCGAGUUCCACGCCAUUAAAGACAUAAUUCGAUGAAAUUCAUCUCCGAUUCAUGUAAUUACAUUCAUCACUCUCUUAAUUUCACUUGAUUUUCGCUCUCACAUACAUUACUCAUGGCUUGUACUUGCAAUUUCACUUCUACAUUUUUGUCAUCUACUGAGUAUCUUAGGAACACUAAAACUCGAUUUACGAAGCAUUCGGUGUGUGUUAGGCCUCGAAUUAGUUGUAAUUUAGGUAGCGCGAGAAGUGAUGAGGAUGAUAAUUGGGAAAAGAAUGUAGCUAAGUUGGUUAAUUUGUCGGUUACUUUAACUGUUGUGUCAGCUGCAUUGCCACAAGCUGUUAAUGCAGCUAAAGUUGCGAAGCGUGGUAAAAAAACAAAAACCGUAGAGGUUUUUACACCGGAGCAAUUGAAAGUGUGGGCGGAGGGGCUUCCGGUUGUGGCUAACAGGAUUGCGUAUAGUGAGGUAUUGAGUUUGAAGAGGGAAGGGAGGCUUAAGCAUAUAAUUAAGCCUGCGGAGGCAGGGUUGAAGCAACAGGCGGAGGUUGUUUUAGCGGUUUUGGAUGAUUCUAGGGUUUUGAGGAUUGUGUUGCCUUCAUUUGAGGUUGAUCCGAAGUUUUGGGUGGAGUGGGAUGAGUUGGGGAUUGAUUCGGUUUGUGUUAAUGCGUUUUCGCCGCCAGUGAAGAAGCCGGAGGUUCCGGCACCGUAUUUAGGGUUUUUGUUGAAGAUUCCGGAGAAGAUGUUUACGGCGGUGAAGCCGAAGCCGUUGUCAAAGAAGGCGAUGGAGUUGAAGAGGCAAAGGGAAGAGUUGAAAAGGCAGAGGGAUGAGGAUUUGAGGAGGACGAAGUUGGAGCAGGAGAUGAUGGAGAAGGCGAUUAAAAUGCAGAGGAAGACGGAAGAGAGGAAUAGGAGGAGGGAGCAACAGAAGAUUAGGAAGGAGGAGGCUUUGCUCAGAGUACAAAUAGAAAGAAUGCGUACCAGCAGUGUAUGGGAUGACUUGGCUCAAGACAAGAAUGUUACAACAGCACUUGGGCUGCUUUUCUUCUACAUAUUUUAUCGUACUGUUGUUCUGAGUUAUAAGAAGCAGAAGAAGGAUUAUGAGGAUAGGUUAAAGAUCGAGAAAGCAGAUGCAGAGGAGAAGAGAAAAAUGAGAGAACUUGAGAGGGAAAUGCUGGGGAUUGAAGCUGGAGACAUUGAACCUGAGGCUGAGGAAGGAGCGCAAACUGAGGAAAAUCCUUACAUGAAGAUGGCAGAGCAAUUUAUGAAGUCUGGUGCUCGUGUCCGUAAGGCACGUAACGGCAGGCUCCCUCAGUAUAUGGAAAGAGGAAUGGAUGUCAAGUUUACAGAUGUUGCAGGUCUUGGGAAAAUACGACUUGAGCUUGAGGAAAUUGUAAAGUUCUUUACCCAUGGAGAAAUGUACCGCAGGAGGGGAGUCAAAAUACCAGGUGGUAUACUUCUUUGUGGCCCUCCUGGGGUGGGGAAGACUUUAUUAGCAAAAGCUGUUGCUGGUGAGGCAGGUGUGAAUUUCUUUUCCAUUUCAGCCUCCCAGUUUGUGGAAAUAUAUGUUGGGGUUGGCGCUUCUCGUGUCCGAGCACUCUACCAGGAAGCAAGGGAAAAUGCUCCUUCUGUUGUUUUCAUUGAUGAGUUGGAUGCUGUUGGAAGGGAGCGUGGUCUAAUUAAAGGUUCCGGUGGACAAGAACGUGAUGCUACUCUAAAUCAGCUCCUUGUAUCUCUGGAUGGAUUUGAAGGAAGAGGGAAUGUGAUCACUAUUGCUUCAACAAAUAGACCAGAUAUUCUUGAUCCUGCACUUGUAAGACCAGGGCGAUUUGACCGAAAAAUAUUUAUACCAAAGCCAGGGCUAAUAGGACGUGUUGAAAUUUUGAAGGUCCAUGCUCGUAAGAAGCCAAUGGCUCCAGAUGUGGACUACAUGGCUGUUGCCAGCAUGACUGAUGGAAUGGUUGGUGCAGAUCUAGCUAACAUAAUUGAGGUUGGCGCUAUUAAUAUGAUGCGUGAGGGAAGAACUGAGAUCACCACAGAUGACUUGUUACAAGCUGCACAGGUUGAGGAUAGAGGAAUGCUUGACAGAAAAGACCGUAGCCCUGAGCAAUGGAAGCAAGUAGCCAUAAAUGAAGCAGCAAUGGCUGUAGUGGCUGUGAAUUUCCCUGACCUUAGAAAUAUUGAGUUUCUUACAAUUGCACCAAGGGCUGGCAGGGAGUUGGGUUAUGUCCGGAUGAAAAUGGAUCACGUAAAAUUUAGAGAAGGAAUGCUCAGUCGGCAAUCCCUUUUGGAUCAUAUUACAGUUCAGUUAGCACCAAGAGCAGCUGAUGAGCUUUGGUAUGGUGAAGGCCAGUUGAGUACAAUAUGGGCGGAAACCAUGGACAAUGCUAGGUCAGAAGCAAGAACUUUUGUUCUUGGUGGUCUUUCUGAGAAACAUUACGGCUUAUCAAAUUUCUGGGAUGCAGAACGUAUCAAUGAGAUCGACACAGAAGCCCUGCAAAUUCUAAAUAUGUGUUAUGAACAUGCUAAAGAGAUCCUGCAGCAGAAUCGGAAGCUCAUGGAUGCUGUGGUUGAUGAGCUUGUUCUAAAGAAAAAUAUUACAAAAGAAGAGUUUUCUAAACUAGUUGAAUUGCAUGGAUCUCUUAGACCUGCUCCACCCAGCAUACUUGAUAUAAGGGUUAGAAAGCGCUUAGAAUUUGAAGAUAUGAUGCUGAAACAAAGGGAGACAGCUGUUCAGAACAGUGUAUGAGCAAUGCUUCUGAAAGGUUGAAAAGGCAAAUCAUACAUCGUCUUGCAUCAGUUGAUGUCCUUACAGCAGCCGAACCCGUGGGGACUCUAUGCAGACAUUGCAGAGAAGCUGCAAACAUGAUGCUCUGAAUUUGGAGUAGCAGGCGGAAAAUUGACAUAACCAUCAACUUCUCAGCAUUGGUGCAAGGGAAGUUUUUGUUAGUAUGGUUUUUAGCCAAACCAAGUUUUUGUUAUUACCAGUUAUUGCGUGUUAUAAUUAUUAAAUUUAUAGUUCCAGUCUUCCAGAUGUGAGGAAGUAAUUGUAGUUUCUUAACAUUAGCAAUAUUUCGCAAUGUAAUUAUACCCCAUUUAUAAAUAUAUGUUAUAAUGCAGUUUAGACUUCGGAAUUAUAUUUGCU